Molecule: messenger RNA, 198 nt
Organism: Pleuronectes platessa (European plaice)
Lineage: Eukaryota; Metazoa; Chordata; Actinopteri; Pleuronectiformes; Pleuronectidae
Product: spore coat protein SP96-like
Exons: 5
Source: RefSeq, a predicted model, not a curated record
CUGCAAAGUACUCCGGUACCUACCACAUCAUUAUCAGCAUCAACCACCAAGACCACAUCUGCCAGCUCAUCACUAGCAUCAACUACACAGAAUACUGAAUCUGCCAGCUCAUCACCAGCAUCAACUACACAGAAUACUGAAACUACCAAGACCACAUCUGCCAGCUCAUCACCAGCAUCAACUACACAGAAUACUGAA